This is a messenger RNA of Carassius gibelio (silver crucian carp), 4109 nucleotides long. RefSeq names its product WD repeat domain 31 (gene wdr31). The record is from RefSeq and is a predicted model, not a curated record. Gene Ontology annotation, molecular function: protein binding. Bases 595 to 1623 code for a protein of 342 amino acids. The transcript has 10 exons. Lineage: Eukaryota; Metazoa; Chordata; Actinopteri; Cypriniformes; Cyprinidae.
CGUGACCUCCGUGCGCCUGGUAACAGCGAAAGCGUCUCUCAUGGAGAUGAUGAACUCGAGGAGCUGCGGAAGAAGAUUUACCGGCGAGACGGAUCACGAUGCGCCAUAAAUCCCUCGUUCACGUAUUUUCUGCAAGCUCCGACAUAACACGCACACAUGCGAGCCCUUCACAAUAACACCGACACACUGACAUUGAUACCCGGCUAAGCGUCUUAAGAAUUGGGACGAUUUAUUGCAGGAAAUGGAGAUAUUGGGUUGGCCAAAUAUUGCCAUAUUGCAUCUUACUUGUUACCUAAUGCGAUGAGGCACUAAUGCACUUAAUAGGAUUCAGGUCGCCCUCCCUGUGUUCCUGUAGCUCUCAGAAGCAAGCUGUGUCCAUACAUAACUGAAUCACCAGCUUAUGCUAGAGACACAACAUCAGCAUCUGUUCUUGGCAGGUAAUAGCUCCCUUGUGAGGUUCCCAGGGACUUGACGUCUUCAUCAACGUGUAAAAAAACGAAUUCUUCCAGAUCCCAAAAGAGUCUGAAGAUGGCCUGUGCUGUGGAGAGAUGAGCGAGACCUCCUGAUAUCGGGUGAUUAGACACCCAUACAGGCAUGGGGAAACUACAGAGCAAGUUUCGGCGGCGCUCGGACCUUUACAAGGCCAAAGAGGGGGCGGAGCUCGCACCUGUGCACCAGGUAGUGCAGUAUGAACCUGCUCACACAGAUGCCAUCAACUGUGUCGUCAGCCUGACCUCUGACCUGUGUGUGUCAGGAGGGCAUGACCAGGCUGUUGUUGUCUAUGACUGGAGAGCUGGAAAACGGUGUAAAUCAUUCCAGGGCCACAGCAGAGAGGUUACAAAGUUAUGCUGUUUUAAAGGAAGUUCCUUGAUCUUCAGUGCGUCCCGUGAUAAGACAGUGCUGAUGUGGGAUUUGGGUCGAGAUACAGAACCCGUCCAGGAGUUUUGUGGCCAUGAGCUCGUAGUUAACGGGGUAGCGGUAGCCCCAGAUGGCUCAAAGUUGUGCACCGGCUCUCGUGAUAACUCCAUGCGCCUCUGGGACAUCGAGUCCGGAGAAUGUCUGCAGAAAAACACCAUCUCACGUAACCUGGUAACUCAUCUGUGCUGGGUACCAGGAUGCACAUCUAUUGUCCAAACCUCAGAAGACAAAACUAUCAGGGUGUGGGAUAGCCGUACCUGGCAGGUCACUAACACAUUUCCGGCAAAGCAGUAUAUUCAGACACACUGUGACAUCAGCUCCAACUGUUACCACCUGCUGUCGUCCAGCAAUGGCUUUGGUGGUCAGGGUUGUGAAGCCACGCUGUGGGACCUCAGGCAGCCCGGCUGUAAGGUGGCUGAAUACAGAGGACACCUGCAGACCACGGCAUGCUGCGUGUUUGUGCCUCCCCGUCCCGGAUGUCCUGCCCUCGUGGCAUCAUCAUCGUAUGACAGCUCAGUAAAAAUAUGGGAUCUGAACACUGCAGCAUGUUUGUACACGUUGACACUGGACGGUUCAGGGCCUGUGGUGUCUCUGGCUCCGUGUGACUCCAGCAGUCUCCUGUGUGCCAGUUUUAACACAGGACUGCACCAGCUGCAUCUAGAUCAGGGAGCAGUGCCCAGCCUCACUGAAGUGGCUCGCUUCUGACGUCCAUCUGGACCGCCUGGACAAUCAAACUGAUGAGUUCAAAUGAACUAAUUUAUUAACUGGAACUCCUGGAAUGUACACUGCAUUUCCAAAGUACUGUAUGUGGACACCUUAUACUUUUUAAAGAGAUAAGUCUUGAAAAUGUACUCACCUGAAGUCAUCCGAGAUGUGAAUGAGUUUGUUUUUUUCAUGAAAACACUCACCAAUGGCUCCUCUGCAGUGAAUGGGUGCCGUCAAAAUGAGAGUCCAAGCAGCUCAUGAAAACCACUCCAGAUCAUCAGUUAAUAUCUUGGGAAGUAAAAACUGCCUGUUGGUUUUUAUCAAAUGUUUGGACGGCACCCAUUCACUGCAGAGGAUCGAUUUCUGAGCAAGUGAUUUCUGUAAUUCUGUUCUGAAGAAGAAACAAACUCAUCUUCAUCUUGGAGUGGGGAGUAAAGUUUCAGCAGAUUUCUAUUUUUUUAACAUGUUGGCCUAUAACUAAUAGGAGCAUAAACUGUAUAAAUGUGUGUACAUUUUCCAACAUUGUCCACAAUGUAUUUGACCAUGUAGUGUAUGAUCGUCUGAAUACACAAACAUUAAAUGGUGUUUAAACAUAAUUAACUUACCUGAAGCAGUGAGACUGAAUAGCUAUGAAACUCCCUGACUGCAGAAAUUAUUUACAAUAUGGCUUUUUCCAAUUAUGGCUUAAUUCAGGGUUAAAAUGUUCUUAUCUUAGAUGAGUGCUGUUUUUUCUGUGUGUGUGUGUGUGUGUGUGUGUGUGUGUGUGUGUGUGUGUGUGUGUGUGUGUGUGUGUGUGUGUGUGUGUGUGUGUGUGUGUGUGUGUGUGUGUGAACUGAUAUGGACAAUGAAAUGCCACUCAGCUUCUGCUUGUUUGCUGAAUAUGCUUGAAUAAGUUUUUUGAAACCAGGAGUGAAAGUUCUGGAGUACUUGGACUUAAUUAUACUGUAUGUUGAUGUACUAUUUUACAAAGUUUAUGCGUCAUUAUACUACACUAAACUUUUAGACUUUAGAUAAAAAGUUUCGGGUAACUUUAAUAUUUCUCGAGCAUUUGUCUUGAGUAAUGAAAAUAGAAAAACUGUGAGUAAAAACGUAACAAAGUUUGUGCGUCGAAUAUUAAUUUAAUGGGACAAUCUUGUUCCUCUCAUCUAUUUCUUAAGCUAACGGGCAAUGUUUAUUUUUGGUUUCUAAAGCUUAGCUACAAUUAAAUGUGGUCUCCAUUUUUAUACGUUCCAAUAAAUAUAUUUUCAUACUUAGAUUUAUAAUUUAGUCAAAUUUAGAGAAAAAAAAAACACACCUGUACUCUACCUUGAAUAUAAUUUCCCUGUACUUUUCACUCCUGUUGGAGACCUUUUAUUUGCACUCUUCAUUAAGUCAUAGCUAAUGGGUCAAAAUGAUUCACUGCCAAAAUCAUUCAUGCAGAAAGCACAUAGAUGUGAAAUCUCAGUCUCUUUCUCUCCCUGUACACACACACACACACACUGACAGUUACAUUCACACAGACUCAGGGUUUGGCAACAUGGGAAGCUGAAUCAUUUUUCACAUAGAAGCUGCUAGAGAUAACAGACAAACACAAACACAUUCAAACAUCUAUGUAAACAGCCUUGUCUUGUAUUUCACACACACAGAGACUCUGAGGAGAGGGAAAGGAUGCGUAUGUGGCCCUUUAGAGAAUUCAAUUCAAAAACAGCAGAUCUCAAUAUUUUCCCUCAAACAGAUGAUCACAUUAUGGAGAAUGAGAAGUCAGAGAUGAAAUGUGUUUUCUGUCAUUGUUGUUUGUAAUAUAUAUAUUAGUUCUAGAAUGAAAAAGAAUAUUGCAGCUUUUUUCCUGAAAACACUGUCUUGCCAACAUGACAAUGUUAAUUUGACAUUUAAUGUUUUGACACUGUUUUUUUCACAAAUAUACCAACCAAAGAGUUUUUGUCUUUUAUUUCUUCUAAAAUAUACAUUAUCUCCCAAAAAGUAUUUGUACACUUAAGACCCACUUAAAACUGCCUGAAUGUCAUUGCAUUAGAAUGCUACUAAUGCUUUUCUCAAUACAAACUGCAUUUAUGUAUUUUAUUUGUUUAUAUUUUAUUGUAUGGCUUUGCUUUUGUUUACAUUGAAUUCUAUGUAUUAGAAAAUAAUAUUUUAUUGUUUCAUUUUAUUUUAUUAUUUUUGCUGUGUCUUUGAAUCAGCUGGUGUUUUGGUCAUUUGAACGUAUGAAGCCAGUUCUCCUCACAUUUAUACAGAUCUAGUUCAUCAGAUUUAUUAUCAAUAUGAUAUUUAGCAUUUGUCAAUGGCUUGCUUCGAUACAACAUUUCGCUCUGUAAUGUAAUGACAUUGUAUGUAUUAUGUAAUGUUGUUUUAAUGCUACAGAAAGAUGUGAAGGUUACAAUGAUGUGCUCAUUUGACUAUUAUGUAAAUGCUGAGGUGUGGAGUUAUCAAUUUGAAGGAAAUGUUUAUAUGUAUGUGCACGCUGCGUGAAUAAAGUAUUUCAGUUCAAUGAA